AUGGCUUCACGUAACUGGAGUCGCGGCGGUAACUAUCCUUUUUUACCAUUUUAAUUACUAAUUUCAGGUCCUGGCUAUGGUGGUGGAUAUAUGGGCUCGAAUUCUGCCAACAUACCAGGUUCCAUGGGUUUUUAUGCGAGUCCGAUGGACCGCCGGUCAAUGUACAACACCAGCCCGAUGGGCAAGCCAGACAGUUGGGGCGUGGGGUACCGCGAUGAUCCCUACCGGCGUCCGCGCGAUGACUAUCGUGGAGGCAAGCGACCUAAAGGGAAGAGCCCGAUGGGCGAGAAGCGUCCCCAUCAUGAUAACUUCGGUCCUCGGAAGGAUAAUCGCCCAGUGAAGCGCCCUCAGUCCAGCAGCCAUUACGAGGUUAAAGUGCCCCGGAUGCCCCUCAAUAUCAAGUCUGCGACGUUCCCCGAAGCUAAACUGCUUCAUCCACACCUGUCUAUCCCGGGGGACUUUUCUAAAGCAUGUUUUUCUUGGCAAGAUGCUUUCCCUAUGCACGAACCAAUGAAACUGGGCACGAAAACUGACAUCUACGUACGCCGUCGGUCGUUUUGUUUCAUUACAGUUUAGAUUGUUCACAGAGACGUGGAGUCACACGUCACUCACCCACCCAAUGCUUUUGAUGCUCCUGACGCGGACUACUCCUAUUCAGUGCGGGUUAUGCUUAUGGCAUCCCCCGAGCUUGCUGAACUUUACAAAAGUACCUGCCGCACCGCGGACGAACCAUACAAUGCCGAGAAGACGGCGGCCACGAAAAACAUCUACUUUCUUGUUGGUGGAAGGACAAAGACUGAAACCAUGGGUAUCGGCGGCCCAUGGUCCCCUAGCCUGGACGGGGAAAACCCGGACACUAAUCCUCAAACAUUAAUUAAUACGUCAGUGAGAACUUUUAAAGCAUUUACUGGAAUUGACUUGUCUUCAGUUACGGAGUGGUAAGUUCUACUUUAAGAUAGGAUUACUCCCUAGGACGCGCUUCAUGGAGAUCCGUUACUAUCGAUGCGCCAACAGCAAGGCACCUACGCUGACCGAGGAUGAGGAAGAGCGUGAUAUACUAGAGGACAGACAAGAAGUUGUAGUAUUCAUGAUUCCCAACGUCUCUCACCUGAUGCCACCUGACUGUGAGUGGGAGAAGACCAAACAGUUGUACGCUGAGUCCCUGCAAAAGCUGCUUGCAUCACCCGAGCCCGAAAAGACAGAGGCUCCGACGAAGGAGGAACCCGAAGCCGAAGUCUCGCAAACUGUUGACACUACGUUAGAUGAGAGUCAAGAAGUUGGUGUGUCAGCCGACGGUGAACCGACUCACUACUCGAAGCUCGACGUCAAUGUCAUGAAGGUACGCGUAUACUUCAAUACUAUCGAGAUAUGUGUAGGUCACUGAAUUGCGAGCUGAGCUUGCUGCCCGGAAGUUGGAUAUCAAGGGCGUCAAGGCCAAUCUGCUUACUCGACUCCAGACUGCGUUGGAAGAGGAGAAAAAGGCUGACGUGGGGGAACCAAGGCCCGAAGAAACGCCUAAGACAGGUAAGUACGGUUAUCGACCCCUCGGGAAGCUUCACGCAGACCAACCGGUGCUGAAGAUUAUUCUCUGAGUCAUCCCCUCGCUAGUAACGUCCUUCUUUUUACUUGUUCAGCCGAGGAUACACCCACUAAACCGGCUGCUCCCUCGGGCCAGCCAAAGGAAGAGCCCAAGGAAAUUUCUGAAAAAGACCGUCGCCGCUUGGAGCGUCUCUAUCGUUUGGGGGAUAAGCCGGCAAUCCUUGUUUUCCCUAACAGGGCUGCUCGUGGUGGUCGAUUCGAUUGUCACCGCGUCUCACUUCACUCGCUCCUCAACUAUCAAUCUGGGGAACAGAAGGAACACAAUUUCGAAGUUUCUCUAUUUGCGGAACAGUUCCAUGAAAUGUUGCAGCGUGAUUGCGCCUUCACCAUCUUCAAAGCUAUCUACAGCGCUCCCGAAAAGGACCCUAAUGAGGCAAAGUACGAGGAACAUUAUUCGCCUAUAUGUAGUAGGAUCUCACUGAUGCAUAUGGCUUAGUCGGCAAUGUCAACAUUGCUGUGGGGUCUGACGGGCAUAGGGGGGCUAGUUGGUUGUCCGUCGCUGUCUCCGCUACUGUCAUUAUCUACAGCAAACUGAGGAAAGAUUGUUUUAUUUUAGGCCUGAACAAAACGGGGUCUCGCGUGAUGGUUCUGACGAGCCAGAGUCCAAGCGGAGGAGAAACGAAAGCGAGAGCAGUCAGACGAACAACGACGAAACGGGGAAAGCCAGGCGCCUGCGUCGGACUGUUGACCCCAAGCUCUUGUUCUCUUUCAUUUAUUUCGACAUUGGCCAUUCGGGUUUCAUCCGAGAUUACGACUUGGUGGACAUUCUCCACUUGCUGAAUCUCGCUUAUUCGAAAGCUCAGGUACUUCCUUCCUUAUAUACAUACAUUAGCUCUAGAUGAAAAAACUGGUUGCAAAAGUAACUACCCGUCGGGAUCAUGUGCAGUACCGUAAUCUGACUGACAAGGACAUCGUCGAGGGCGACGGGAACGACGUUAUUUCAUUGAAGCUUGAAGAGAAUGACCCUGAGUUUCUGCGUGAUUUGGCUGCUGGAAACGAUCUCUUGUUCGGGGGUGAUAAGCCACAGGUCCCGGCUAAGUAAGUUUGUUUUGACCUUAAAGUAUUGUCUUCAAGGGCUGUCGUUGUGGGUUCUGAUGGAGACGCCCAACUCAUACAGAGGGUGCAUGCGGCUGAGGAAAUAAAGAGGUCAACGGAAUUCCAGUUCUUCCAGAUAAAGGAUGAAUUAGGUAAGUCCUAUUAAACUUGCCUGACUUUUUUUUAGAAAAGACGCGUGCUAAGCUGAAUUCUUGCAAGGACACGGAGGAGAAACUUCGCGGUGAAAACCGUGAUCUACAGAACAGGUUAAAGGAGGAGCAGAAGUCUAGCCGGGACAACAAAGUCCUUGUAGGCACUUACAACCACCUACUAAAGCAUUCACGAGAUAUGAUGUCAAAUGCCGUUACUGAAAUCGAUAAGCAAUUUGAAAAGGAAAAGGCCAAACGUGAGGCCGAAAAGGCAGCCGCUGAGGCAGAAAAAGCCAAGGCCGAGGCCGAGAAAGCAGGCGAUGGAAAGACUGAUGAGCCGGAGGGCGAGAAGAGUGAAGAGAAAGAGUGGGAGGUUGUUGAUCAAGUGUAA
This is a messenger RNA of Spirometra erinaceieuropaei, 3174 nucleotides long. The record is from the annotation of a GenBank genome assembly. Lineage: Eukaryota; Metazoa; Platyhelminthes; Cestoda; Diphyllobothriidea; Diphyllobothriidae.